CCCAUACACUUCACAGCUCUGUGUGUCUCACAGCUCCGUUCAGUUCUAAAUUCAUUCUGCUCGGUUCGCAGUUCGCAAUCGAUCGAAAUGUCAACAUUUACGCACUCGGCUGUAUGGUGCUUCAUGGUAGUGUUGUUAAUCCUGCAAGUGAAACCUAGCACUCAAAGACUACCUUUAGUAAUUAAUACUUGGGCAUUCACGAAUGCUACACUCCGAGCACAUCAAUCGCUGACGGUGGGAGAAUUUGCUGCCAUCGAUGCGCUAGUAGAAGGAUGCAGUGUUUGUGAGCGCGAACAAUGCGAUGGGACGGUCGGCUAUGGCGGGAGUCCAGAUGAAAACGGCGAGACCACACUGGAUGCAAUGAUAAUGGAUGGAACAACCAUGAAUGUAGGUGCGGUGGCUGCCCUGAGGGAAGUAAAACAUGCCAUUGCAGUGGCUCGACAUGUACUGGAGAACACGAAGCACACACUGCUGGUCGGAGACCAGGCCACCGAGUUCGCGGUUAUGAUGGGAUUUCAAAGGGAAUCGCUUCAGACCGAGCGCUCUAAGGGCAUGUGGCAGGAUUGGAAAAAUAAUCACUGUCAGCCAAAUUUUUGGACGAACGUUAUUCCAUCGCCUUCGAUGUCCUGUGGACCAUACGAGCCGAUUUCAGUAAAUUCGAUCGAUCAACACUUUCUUUCGGCCCCGUCAAACGAAGCGGAUAGGGCACAUCAGUAUGGUCGCUACAAUCACGAUACCAUCGGUAUGAUAGUGAUUGAUAGCGACAGUCACGUCGUUGCCGGAACGUCAACGAACGGAGCUCGAAAUAAAAUACCCGGCCGUGUGGGAGACUCACCGAUCGCUGGCUCCGGAGCGUACGCAGAUUCAUCGGUUGGUGCUGCAGCAGCUACCGGCGAUGGGGACGUGAUGAUGCGCUUUCUGCCAUCAUUGCUGGCAGUGGAAGGAUUACGUCAGGGUUUGACGCCGGCACAAGCUGGCGAAGCAGCUUUGGCCCGGAUUUCCAAGCACUAUCCCGACUUCAUGGGUGGCAUUGUGGUCGCUAGCAGGGAUGGCAAAUACGGGGCCGCCUGUCGUGGAAUACCGGAGUUUCCGUUUUCAGUCGCGGAAGGUGUGUCACCAGAAGCAGGCGUGUCCGUUAAAACUGUGCUGUGUGGAAAGUAGGCUUACAGUUAGAUUACGAAAGUGUAUCUAAAUAGGUCAGUCAUUCCGUCGAAUAAAAAAUCAUAUAAUUCUGCAAGGUCACAUAUUUUCGGAAAAAAUG
Sabethes cyaneus is the source of this 1261-nucleotide messenger RNA. Its product is annotated as N(4)-(Beta-N-acetylglucosaminyl)-L-asparaginase. Gene Ontology annotation, biological process: protein deglycosylation. Bases 88 to 1161 code for a protein of 357 amino acids. The transcript has 3 exons. The record is from RefSeq and is a predicted model, not a curated record. Lineage: Eukaryota; Metazoa; Arthropoda; Insecta; Diptera; Culicidae. Gene Ontology annotation, cellular component: lysosome. Gene Ontology annotation, molecular function: N4-(beta-N-acetylglucosaminyl)-L-asparaginase activity.